AUGAGUCGAUAUAGGAACACUUAAGAGUUAAACUUAGCAGUUAAAUUAAAUGAGUCCAGAAAGGAGUAGGCAAGAAGAGUGGUAAAGCUUUCAAGAGGGUUUAUAGUCACUUCAAGUGGUAGUCCUAACUCUAGUUAGACGCUGCAAGAUUAUGAUUACCUUCCUCAUCUAAAACUUAAAAAUGAGAGCAAAGUUCUGAAUCAAGAGUGUAGCAGAAUCUCUACUCCCAAACUUUUGGAGAGUUUACCUGAAAUAUCUAACAUCAGUGGGUUUUCAAUUGAUAUUGAUUAAUAAAGCUCAGAGAAUUCUCAAAGUAAUGAACCGAGAAUUAUUCCUCAAGAGCCCAAUAAAAUCACCAAUUUUAAAAUUCAAAAACAAAUUAUUACCUCCAACAUUGGAAUCAGUUACUCUGAAUGCAAUAGGAGACUAUGA
This is a messenger RNA of Stylonychia lemnae, 432 nucleotides long. The record is from the annotation of a GenBank genome assembly. NCBI's taxonomy places the organism in Eukaryota, Ciliophora, Spirotrichea, Sporadotrichida, Oxytrichidae.